AUGAGAAGCAUUGCCUGCCACGCCCUGGAGCCUCACGAGGUCCCCUUACCCCGCCAGCAGGACAAGGAAUAUGUGGUUUCCGGUUUCGAGGCCCUCCCCCACCAGCUGCACCACAGGUCUGUCAAGAAAGUGUUUGACUUCACACUCACGGUGGCAGGGGAGGCAGGGCUGGGAAAAUCCACCCUCAACAGCCUCUGUGAGGACCGACAGGUGCCAGGGCCCAGCGGUGAGUGCUCUCUCACUGGACUCAAACGCUGACCGCUGACUGUCGAGCAGCACGGUGCGGAGAUAGAGGGAAUGAAGGUGAAGCUGACCUUGGCGGACACGCCCGGCUUUGGGGACGCUGCGGACUGCGCAGACUGCUGGUUGCCAGAGGUUCGCUUCAUUGAGGAACAAUUUGAGCAGUAUCGCCGGGAUGAGAGCAGCUUGAAUGGGAAGAACAUCCAGGAUUCCCGAGUGCACUGCUGCCUCUGUUUCAUCUUGCCCUUCGGCCAGGGCCCUGACCAACCCCUGGUGGACGUGGCCUUCCUCCGGGCCGUGCAUGAGAAAGUCAACCUCAUCCCCAUAGUCGGCAAAGCAGACGCCCUGACACCCAAGGAAACCCAGGCUCUCAAGCAGAUGAUCCGGGACCAGUUGAAGGAGGAGGAGAUCAACGUCUACCAGUUCCCAGAAUGUGACUCCGAUGAGGAUGAACAGUUCAAGCGGCAGGAUGCCGAGAUGAAGGGGAGCGUCCCUUUCGCAGUCGUGGGCUCCUGCGAGGUGGUGAGGGACGGUGGGAAGAGGCCAGUGAGGGGACACUACUACCCCUGGGGCACCGUGGAGGUGCAGAACCCGCACCAAUGCGACUUCUUGGCCCCGAGGUGCACGCUGGUGCAGACACCCAGGCACGACUUGAAGGAGGUGACGCACGAGCUGCUCUGCGAAGGCUACUGGACCCGCUGCCUGCAGAGCCUGGCCCGCCCCGGGGCGCGGGACCGCCCCAGCCGCAGCAAGCUCGCCCGCCAGAGCGCCACCGAGAGCCCGCUGCCCGCAAUGCCCCUGGCCGAGGCGAAGCUGAUCCGUGAGAAGGACGAGGAGGAGGUGCUGGCGAGGAUGCGGAUGCGCAGUGAGCAGGAUCGCCGCCCCGCCCCUCGUCUCAUCAAUCAAAACAGCUUCCCGCCGGCCGCGUGCCUCCUUCCGGGCGGUGGAGCCGCCUCUCUCGGGUUGUGAGGUCAGUACUCCUACUCGGCCGGCCCUCCCUGCCUGUUGGGCAUUGCUGCGGCCCAGCCUUACACCUGAGUCCCCUCACAUCUGAAGGUGGCGCACGCCUGUAAGAGGCUGAGGCAGGAGGAUCGCCACGAGUUCGACGCCAGCCUGGGCUACAUAGUGAGUUCGAGGCCGGCCUGAACUACAUAGCGAGAGCCUGUCUCAAAAGACAAAAAUAAAGAAAGAA
Molecule: messenger RNA, 1432 nt
Organism: Heterocephalus glaber (naked mole-rat)
Lineage: Eukaryota; Metazoa; Chordata; Mammalia; Rodentia; Bathyergidae
Source: RefSeq, a predicted model, not a curated record